GCAACAGGCAAUGUUUCAUUAGCUCACCUCAGCAGCAGUUUCUGAAAAUGGUGGAACCUUUAGCUGCCCUCAAAUUGCCUUGCUUCCUGAGGAAGGCUGUAGGUCCUCGGAUGCAGAUUGCAGCUGCAGUUCAAGUAGCACUCCAAAGCUGUAAGUGUGACAUAAAUCAGGAACCUUCAUUUUUGACUAGUCUGAGCAGGAUGGUAGCUGUUUGUAGGUAGCACCACCUAGGCAGCUGUUGAGCAGAAAGAUGCGGAGGACAAGAAGUGUAUGGUGGUGAGGAGAGGGGAGGAUUGCUUAUUCUCCCCCUCCCCUCCUACCUAAGUAAGAUCCCUCAGCUCGUAAUUAAAGGGUACUAUACUUCAAUGCUCUUGGUUCAAUUUGAUUUGCAGUUUGGCAAACAUGGACAGCAUCAGCCAUGUAGUACUGAGCUCUACAAUUUACUCCAACUCAUCAGUCCUCCCAUGACCAUCACAUUAGUCACUACUCUCCUCAUGUCCUGAUUACCCAGCACUGACUGACCUGCUUUGCCUAGCAUAUUCCCCAAGCUGUUUUUCUGACACAGAAAUGCAAAAUAGAGAAUUUUCACUGUUACUUUCACAUUUGAAGUUACUGAAGACAGUUUUCAAAGGCAGUAUUAAAUGUAGACCAUAAAGGCUGCUGUAUUGUGUAUGUUGUAAGUAAAGAAGCCACUUGCUCGCUCUAAGUGAGCUUGCAUGACCCUAUGUAGUGGUUUCUUUAUCUGGAUCUCUGUUUGGUCAGAUGCUCCUUUGUGUAUUUCAUAUCAUCGUAUGCCUUGUCUUUGAUUUUAAGACCCUCGAGACAGGAAAUGCAUUUGAGCAGUGCCCUGUAGAAUACGUUUUCUAUUCCAAUGGGAUGAAAUGAAAAAUCAAAUGACAGCAAUGUGAUGAUAUCCAUAUGUGAUUAUUUCAGUUUUAGAGAGAAUGCCAUUCAACUGAGGCACACAGGCAACACCUACCAUUAUAUCAUUGUUUAUGUCUGCAGGUUGCAUUUUAAACCAUUCCAUACCAUUACUACUUUGACACAGAAAACUAUAUUCCUUAAAAGUACAGCUUUUCCAGUCAAUAGUCCUGAUGGUAUCUUGGAAUCUGAAAUUCUCAAAUGGCAGGGGCAGGCAGCCCCAAACCUUUAUUUUAAUACUAGGCAGAAACAAAUCACAAAUAAUUAUCACUUAGAACUUCCUACUGUAUUUUCAAAUAGAAGUUCCUAAUUUGAUCUUAAUAGGUGACUUGGGGAGGGACAAUAUAAAUUGCUUCAUGGCACAAUUUACUUGAAAUGGAUUAUUCUUAAUUGAAUUGACCAGUGUCCCUUGGGUAUAAAUGAACAACUCACAUUAAUCUCAUUUGAAAUUUAAACUAAACCAGAUAAUGCUUUUCAAAGUCAAACAUCUUACUCUGAGGAGUUGCUGCAUACUUACACUUCCUUGUACCCUUAGGUGGAACUAGAGCAAUAUUCAUUUUCUCAUUUAUCCUUUUCCAGGCAGCCCUCUGCAGGAUCAGUAUCUCCAAGUUUUAUUAUAGCUUUUACUUUUUUUUUUCAUUUGUGUGUUCUCAAACAAAGUGUGCGUGCUGACUGGUGUCAAGAGGAAGACAAAUUAACUUGAGCUGCUAAAAGGAACUAGAAAAUGAAGUGUUCCAUAACUGACAAACAGCUUGAGAUGACUGGACAAGUUCCCUCUUUAUUCAUCUAAAAUGUGCCAGUUGUUUAGCAGAACAUCCUUGAUAAUGCGAGUGAAUUGCAGGGUAAAAUCCAGUUGGAUGUCAUCAUGUGCAGUACUUAACUAAGAGAACACAGAGGGAUUUUGUGUUUCCAAGGGAAAGAAUUGUCAUUAUUGUCUUUGUUUUGUGUUACUUGGAGUUCCCCAAGAAGGUUUCCUCUUAGGAGGAAUAAUGGAGUUGAUAGUAAGAAUGGUUUAUGACUGCUCUUUUUUUUUAUUUGAAAGCUUUUGUACUUGUCAAAAAAUGUUUGUUCCCCAUCCGCUCGCUAAUUGGCCAGACUGAGGAGACACUAAAGAAACCAUAGUAAUUAUACCACAUGAUACCUAAUACCACAGCAUUUACAGCUUCCAAGGCCUUUGCUUCAGGCCAUCCACUGUGAGAUAUGGACAGAAGCAAAUGAGAAUAUAAUGGAAAAACUUGCAAGAAGGGAAAGUAAAAAAACUCCCAAACAACCCAAAAUUGUAUUUUCAUUUUUUUUCCCUUUAGAUAGAAAUAAAGAAGUGUCCCGCUGCCAUUUCUUAAUGAGGCAAGGCUUUAUGCCCUAGGAAGUGAGAACAAAGACACACAAAAAAAUCACUCUGAACUAGCAGAAGGGUUGAUAGGUGUAACCUGGGUCUAGUCCUUCCUACCCUUGAUGUGUGGUUGCUGUGAAGAGCAGUGCUGAGAUGACACCAGUGGAGCAGGAUUGCUCCAGAUAAGGUCAGGAGUGUAUUUUCCAGGACUGUCCUCCGAGCUGUUUUCUCUUGGGCUUCUGGAGUUGCUCCCUCUCUUGUCUGGAAGACACUGAUGGUUAUUUUUGGAAAUCACCAUUCUGAAGGUAGGAUGACUCUUUCUUCUGCUCUAAAGCCCUUAAGGUCUUUGCUUUAAAGUUUUGGAGGGUCACUGUUACAUGAUUGUGGUGGGGAGGAAAAAACCCAGAUUAUCUGUAGGCUUGUUGGGCGCAUAAACCUGCAUUAUGUCAAGUGACAUCGUCAAAUAUUGCAGUUUAAGUUUCUGUAUUAAGUCUGGCAUGUGCAGGUUCUGGUUUCUUCAUUUCUUAAUGGAGCAUGUGACCCCUGGUAUCUUUGUCAUUUCCUCUAAAAUGCAUUGGAUCAGGAUUUCAGACCCUGCCACUAGGGAAUAAUGUCUGGUAUAGGACAAGUGUAAAAGAAGUUUUAAAUAGUUCUUAAAGGUAUAAUUAUGGAAAUAGCCUUUGGGUCAGCUAAGGGUCUUCAAAAUCCAAAUUUCGCAAAGUGCUGGAUUUGGCAUUUGAGGUUGUCCUCAAAUUGAAUAGUCCUUGUCCCAUUUACCAGCAAAAAGCUCGAAGUUAAAUAUGUCACAAAGUUCACUUAAAUCCAGAUUAGUAACGUCAUGAAACAUCAAGUAGGUAUAUACAGCCUGCCUCACAGCUGGUGCAGCCGAGCCCCUGCUGGCAGCAUGUAGUGGCAGGGAACAGGUGAAGAAACACCUUUAGACUCCCACAGUGCAUAGGGAUGCUUUGAGGCAUUGUGAGAGAGAGCCAGGAGUUAUCAGCUCACAAUUCAUCCGCCAUAAGGAACUGUGCUGGCUCUGCUGGGACUUGGCCCACAGACCAACUGGAACCAUUGGGCCCUACCAAAAUGCCCGUGACUAAUCUUUCCUACCUGAAGGGACCCGUGCUGUAGUGUCCUACUUAGUCUGGGGCAGCUCUCAGUUUUCAGGCCAAGCAGAAGGGUUUUUAGCAGGUCUGCUGCUUUUCUCUGUGUUGUUCUCUUGGGUCACUGCUCUGGUACAGCUUCUCAGGAAAGCAAGCCAGCUUUGUUGAAUAGUCUAGAUAUUGGACUGUAAGGCAUUUCUGCUCUUUUAGCAGCAAUCUUUCAGACAGCCAUGCUUCCAACUACACAUUCUGGGAUUUCUAUUGAACAUAGGUAAUGCCCUUGGCGCCAUAAGCCAUAAACUUAGCCACUUUAAACUGUAAAUUAAAUUUUUCAGUUCUCUACUGUAUGUUUGGCCUUUUGCUAGUGAGAGAGGAAAGAAGAAACAAAACACAUGUAGAGGGGGAUACAGACAUGCUUGCAUGUUCGGUUAUAGCUGUGUCUUGAACCUCUGCUAAGGAGGGAGACCAGGUACCAAGCUGUUUUGAGCAGGUUAUCAUACUACUGCAUCUGCUUCCAAGCUCAACAUUCACCUUUGGGCUGUCCUGACUGUCAGUUCCCAAGUGUGUUACAGGAAUUUGCAUCAGAAGUCCAGCUCCUUUUAUUUGUCUGGCUGUGGGAACAAUGGAAUAUUCACGUACCCUUUUGAGGCAGAGGUGCAGGUGUGUCCUGUGAGUGCAGUCUCCUGAUAACUGACUCAGUUUCAGCAGCUGAUGGAACUAGGUUUUGAUGAAUGGCAAUAUAGGGUGUUUUAUUUCCAAAUCAGCAGUUUAUUCUCUAAGCCAGGUGAGCCAUGACUAAACAUUGCUUUCUGUCAGAUUAGGCAUAGUCUAUGUGCAAUGAGUUGGUAACCUCAGGUCUGCAAGACAAAAGUUCUGCUGAAAAUGGCAUUGCAUGACUUCCAUGCUGAAAGCCAUUGUGAAGUAGAUCGUCAGCAAGGAUUGAGGCUGUUCCCUGAUGGCUGAUGAGUGAUCCUUUUGGACCAGGGCCAGCAGUGGGCAUAGUGGUGUGAAGCAGUCUCACUUGGAUGCGUCCCAUGUAGCUGCCCGUCACAUGUAGGUGAGAUUGUAGGAUUUCACAACAGGGCUGAGUUUUCUUCACUGUCUAAGGAAACAGAAAACGUUAAUAUCAAAGGCUGUUAUCUGGAUGGUUUUUAUGGACUCUGCAAUUCUCUGUCACUCUUUUAACUACUGCUCACUGAAAUCACAGUGGCAAAAUCUCCUAAUUCAGUAAUUGCCCAAAUAAUUAAAUGAUAAUGUGAUAUGCAGUGUAUAUAUGUAUUCAUAUACUGAGCCUCCCUUUCUCCUGGUUGUUAUGAUUGUCAAUAAAUAUCAACAAAACAAAAAGAUGUGAUUGGAUCUUGUACAUGAUCUGAUCUUGCUCACCUUACCUGGAUAUAGUUCAAAUCAGUAUGGGAUUGCUGACACUUGUAGCUAAGCAAAGAACAAAUCUCAUCUGUUAUACAGAAGAGAAGCUGAUUCUAUUUUGUAAUUACCCAGCAACUAUGCAUAGACUCCCAUUUGUGGCUAUAUUUGACAUCCAGUUAUUCCUGAUGUGGAAUAUACCACCCAUGGGAAGAAUGCAAGAAAUGGACUAGAGUUCCCAAAGAUUGGGACUUGCUUUCCCUUUAAAAAAUAAUUUAAGAGGGUGUGAGCUUUUGCUAGGAGAUUGAGAAUGUAAAGGGGAAAUAAACUAAGCAUCAGUAACAGCUUGAUAUUGUCUGACCUAUGUCAGAUGAAAAAUUGCUCUUAUCAAUGAAUAUUGUUUGUGUGGCUUUAAAAUGUGUGAUGUUCUGGUAGAUCGUGAUUUCUGAAGUGUAGAUUUGUCUAGCUUUAUUUGCAUGUACAUAUGUACCCGUGUGUAUAUAUAUGUGCACAAGUGUGGAUAGAAAGUUUGAAUAUAAAAUAUUACUCAGAUUCAAGUGUGACCGUUUAAAACUGGUUGAUGUUUUCUACUGAAAUAACCAAAUAUAUAAAGAUUUGUCAUCAAAUAUUCAGUUGAAUACUUUGAAAACUUUGACUCGUGUGACUAGCUGAAGAUCAUUGAUAUCUUUUAACUUUGCCAUCAUAUCAAUGCUUAUAUAUUGAGAAAAGGUACUUGAAGCCUAGGCAUGCCAUUGGAAAAGUAUAGCAAACACUGCUGUAGAAAAACAGCUAGGCAGAUCUUACUGAUAAAGAGUGUUGAAAAUAUCCUUUGGAAAGAUAGCAAGGAUAGUUUCUCUCUUGGUUGACCUGCUGAGUGAGUCCAUGUUCUUUGAUAGAGUCAAAGAGCUUGUGUCCCAAGCUUACUGUAUGAAAAAAGCUACAAGAAAUGAGGUUUUAUGUGAAAAUAAGUAUUGGAAGCCACAACCAGCACUCUUAUUACUUUUAUUAAAACUUCCUUUUUGGUUCCUGAGAACAUACUAAGGCUAAUAAAAAUACUUGCAAUGAUAGGAAGGGACUUCCACACAAAUAGAGUUUUUAUUUUAGAAAUAAAUCUAAUUACAUACAUAUGUAUAAAUAAUACAUAUGCACUGCAGAACUCUUCUUCAGGAGUCUGUUAAUGUCUGUGUUAAAGGAGCAGGGAGGAAAAGUAACUUUGAGAGCAAGGUUUUCAGUUCAGCAGUUUUUCCUCAAGUCAAAAGCUUCAUAGGCGUUUCCAGGCAAAAGUACAUUUUCUUAGGAAUGACUUUUAUUUAUGUGGCUGUCCUCUGAAAGGAUAGCAUGUGGCUAAACCCAGGGGUGACAGCUGAAAAUGUAAUCUCAUAUGCACAUAGCUGUGUAAAGGGCUUUGGCCCAGAAUUUGUUGAGUUUGGGAUGGGGGGUUCACUAUUUUCAGACAGGACUGGAAUAGAGUAAAAACUCUUUCAUUUUCCACAUAGACAUGACUUGAGAGUGGCAAUGUGCCAGAACAUUUUCGAUCAUCAGAUUUUUGUUCACAUCCUGGAUAAGGGACAAAAUAGAUUCCCUGCUUUAUCUGGUAUGAUUCUCCCCACCCCCAAGCAAUGUGUUAAUAUUUCAGCAUUUUGAAAAAAUAUAGUGGGCAACGUUAAAUAUUUACAUCUCUCUGAAGUCACACAGAUGCCACAGGACACCUAGCUCUACAUCACACAUGCUCUAAUUCACCCCAAACACCCACUGUUUACUAAUCUGCAGCCCCCGUCUGUGCCGAUAAUGAGAAAGAGGAAAUGGAAACAGCAGGGAUUAUAUGCUACUGAGAAGUCCCAGUUUCUGGUUGUAAUUCUUUCAACAAACUCUUGCUGAUGUGCUCUUGCUUUGAAGUUUGAACACCUCUGUAUUAAUGCUUGGCUCUGGUGAUUUGGCUGACAGCUCUGAGCUUGGUUGGUUUAUUUGUGGUUGUGCCUUUAUGUUUCCAUAUGAUGGUUUUAUUCUUGCACUCACCUGUGUUGUGCCUGCUCAAAGUUGGGGCAGUACAGAUUGUUUUGCCUGAGCACAGAGAUGUUAAUUGCUCAAAUUUUCUGGUGACAGGCUCCAGAUAGAAAACAGUCCCCAGCAUAUCCUCUGUUCUGUCUGUGUGUAUCUCAUAGCCAUAUUGGUGAAUGGGGUGAGUUUCCAUAUAGUGAAUAAAUAGGCCCCAUUUUCAUAAGGCAAAAAGUAUGUGUUGAUUUUGAAUGCUGGGUUUCAGCAUACUGUUAGUCUGGAGCAUCAUGUCCACUAUACGCAGAUGUGUGGAUAGUGCAAAUUUCUAACCUAAACCAAAAAUCCCAGAGCCCAUGAUUGCGUUCUUAUCCCCAUAACACAGGACAAGCAAAUACUUCGUGUAAAUAGCUUUACAUCAGUGUCUAUUAACAUCCUUCUGUAGCUUCUCUGUCUGGCCACUGUGCAAUUGUUACAUGUUUUUUCUGGUGGGGUGGUCCUUUAUUAGUAUAUCAAACACUGAUCUCAUGGCAUGUGAGGGGAAGUCAAUUUAUGGCUUUAAAAACAACUUGUGCCAUCUGCAGGAUUACUAACACCUCUCCAUUAAGUACUCAGGUGUACAUAAAGGAGAGCUUCAGGUAUGCUUUCUGCUCAGAAGCUAAAGAGAUGGUUUUAUCUUGUGUGUGUAUAUAUAGGUAAGGUGAAGCAUAGCAUUAGCUGCAAGUGUUUGGCUUCCACAAGAUGACUGCCAAAAACCUGUUGGAGUUUUGCUCCUCUGAAAGAUGCCAGCUAACAGAUACCCCGUCUGUGAUAAAGGAUGGAGAAAUAAAUGGUUUGUUUGCAGGGGAUGGAAUUUAUCAGGCUUCAGACAUUUCCCUUCUUGUGGCAGUGGUCCCCAGUCGGAGCUGACAAGUGCUGUGGUGUCGGUGGUGACUCAGCAAACCCCGCUGUGCGAGAGCUCUGUGGACACGGUGGGUCCCCGGUGUCACACAGCUGCCUUUGCUGUCCCUGCAGUGCCUCUCCCUGGCCCCACUGCAGGGCAUGCAGCACUCUGAGCUUGGCUGGAACAGCGCCCUGGGAGGCUGUUUGCUUUGGGUGUGGAUUAAAAGUGGCUCGGAGGAUGCUGCGAGUUACCUGCUGGGUGAGCAAAUUCCUCCCAUCUUGAACCACCCCGAAUGUCUGGGGGAUGUAAAAGUAUAUUUGCCCCACCAGCAACUCCAAGCACGGCUCUGGCACAGUCCAUUAUGUGUGACUAGAUCCUCACAGAGAGGUUGACACAUUACAAGUGACUUUGUAAACAUAGUCCCCUCUUAAAAUGGAGAGAAAUAACCCAUGUCUUGUGAGGGAUCCAGGCUGUCUGAAAGCUCCUGGGGGAGCAGCUGGGUGAGGACAAAGAGGCAGUGUGCUGAGAGCAAGCGUGGCCACUUCCUGAACUCUUCAACUUCCCCUCAGCGCCUCUGGAGCUCGGGGUCCAGCAUAUCAUGUCUCUGCACGCUUACCGAGGGGAAAAUACUUAAGCUGCAUGAGCCUCACAGUGCUCUCAAGUGUCUUCCAGUGUAAAUAAUACCUUGGCCAUUUGGCCCAAAACCUUCCAUGGGGGCAGAGCAGGUGCAUCUGCAGACAUGUGUUUGCACAUGCUUUCCUACUACAGCUGCAGGAGCUCAGAGAUGCAUGCACAAGAAGGGUGUGUGUGUGAGUCUCAUGCAAAAGCAUCUAUUUUAUGGCUAAUUUGUUGGGAGUUUUUCAGUCAUGUACAUAUUUCCUUUUGCAUGGGUGUCCUAUGCAUGUUUACACGUAAAAUAUUUCCAUCUUUUAUUAGCUGGGGAUAAUUUGUUUAACACUUAGCUGCUAGUCUGCAAAUCCUGUUGUUGCUAUCUCAUUGCCAGAGGUCACUGCUCUCACAUCUCUGUGGAUAGGAGGAUUCUCAAAACCAUUGUUACUCCAUUUCCAAUUACUUUAACCCACUGAUACAAAUUACUGGAACUAGUUUGGCUCAUUUGAUAGUAAUGAACUAGUGAGCGGUGGUAAGAAGCCCUGAGGCAGCAGAUGGGAAUGUAGUCCCUGGCUGGUGGUCACCAGGAGGCUGCUCACAACAUUGAUGUCUUCAUCUGGCACAGUUUAAUUAUAAAAAUGACAUUUCAGUGGAAACCUCUUAAUUUAUGUAGAAAUUGCAUACAAUUCAUCUACCCAUGGGCAAAGAAGCAGCUCAGAUUGGCUUGUUCUGGGUAUCUCCCUGUAGCCAUGGUUUUGUGUGACAGCCUGGGUAGUGGCAGAGCCAGCUUCCUACUAGCACUUGCUGGUUUUGCCUGAAAAUGAGAAAGGGGGCGGGGGGAAGCUAAUGAGCUUUUGACCACUAUAUCAGCUCCUGAGUGUGGUCCAUGGCACAGACUAUGAAAAACACACUUGUGGCAGUUGUGGGGUGCAGUGGGAGAACUGAAUGGUGGAGGCAGGACAGCCACGAAUAGGUAUUGCUGCCAAAAUAUUUGCAUCUCAAAUUUGCAGCAUCACUGUCUGUUCACUCUCUUCCUACCUUCAAGAUUUUCUCAUUCAUGCUUAGGUACAGCUAAAGCAAAUCUGUAUCCCAGCAGAGAUCUUUGCAGUCAGUCUGUAAGGGAACCCCUCUGGGUUUGUAACCCACGGCUUUCACACAGGCCUUGCCCGGGUGAUCAGUCCCCCAGGCAUUGUCUAUUGUUCAGUUCUCACUAAAUAAAGGAAUGUGUCAUUUAUCUUUGCUCCCUCCAUUAGCUUGAUUGAUGAGUGUUUAGUGUUUUCCACAAGGAGCAUCUUCCAGCAGAGCAGUAUCUCCUUGCUGACUCUGGUGUGAUCAUUCUGCCUCUACUGUGACAUGGUAGUCUUCAAACUUUAUUUCCAGCCUGUGCCAGUAUUCUGCUGGUGGUGCAUUUAGGGUUAAAUUGGCAUUCCAAAGUUAAUGUGUCUUUAAAAAAAUAAAUUUUGAUAAAGCACCACCUAUUGACUAGUCCUGUAAACAUAGUACUCUAAUCCAGGACUUUACUGUCCUUCCUUUUGUGACAUAUGUUCAGACCUGUUUGCCCAGUGCUAGAUAACAAAUUGCACAUUGCUAUAACUGAGAAAAUCUCUACUCUUCCGAAGACAUAAACUGCUUAAGACUCAAACUUCUGUUUACUGUAUUCAAAUGGAAGUAUUUCUGUAAAUUGCUGAUGACUGCAUCUGUUCAAAUUCAUCAAUUCACUACCACUCUGAACAUUUGACAAACAAAUACCCUUGAACUGAAAUUUCCCACGCCUGCAGUGCAAUUAUGUUCUCCACUACUGCAUUUGUUUCCCCUUUAAAAGAAGGGGGGAGGGGCUCUGAGCGCACUGUGGCAGAAUCACAUUCAGCAUUUGGUAUUAAUAUAUAGUACAAAAAGGUCCAUUGAAUCAUGGAGCGACUCAGAAGGCAGUAGAGGAGGGCUUUCUGGCUAUGCAGAAAUGUCAGUGGUUCAACAUUAGAUGAGAAAUUUCUUUAACACGUUGUGAGGGACAGUUAGUUGUUUCAUCUGAUGUUAAAACGCAAGCAAAGCGAGUCUAGCAAGGUGCGGUGGGGAAGUGUGUGUCACAUGCUCCUCUACAGGAAACGAGACUGGAGCUGCUGGGGAAGUUCAGAACUGGGUGACCUCCAACGGAUUCAAAUAGCACAGGAUUGUGCAACCUGGGAAAUGUUAUUGCAAUUUAAUUAACUUCAGAAAGUGUAUUCUGGACUGAGUUGACCAGACCUCCUAUUCUAUGCAAGCAUCUCCUGCUGGUGACCAGGUUUCUUAGCAAGAGCAGACAGAGCUCAGUCUUUCACCAUGCCUGUGCCUCCCCCUCCAGCUCCACCUCCACCCCCAACACUGGCCUUGGCAAAUACUGAAAAGCCAUCCUUAAGCAAGUCAGAACAAGCAGGGCGAAAUGCUCUAUUAUCUGAUAUUACCAAAGGAAAAAAGCUGAAGAAGACUGUUACUAAUGACAGAAGUGCUCCAAUUCUGGACAAACCCAAAGGAUCUGUUGGAGGUGGCGGCGGUGGCUUUGGAGGAGGUGGCAGUGGCAGCGGCGGGGGUUUUGGUGGUGGCAGCGGUGGCGGCUUCGGUGGCGGUGGACCCCCUGGCCUUGGAGGCCUUUUUCAAGCAGGAAUGCCAAAGCUCAGAUGUACUGCAAGUCGGGAUGCUGACGCCGGGGGAGGCCGGCCGCCCGUCCUGCCGCCCGGAGGCCGCUCCGCCGCCGCCAAGCCCUUCUCCCCGCCGAGCGGCCCGCCGCGAUUCCCGGGGCCGCCCUCGGGGCCGCGCUCCGCCGCCCCGGACCCGCAGAGGAGCCGCCUGCCGCCGCCGAGGCCCGACGCCGGCUCGAAGCCCGAGGCGGCGCCGCCGCCGGUGCCCAGCACGCCGCGGCCCAUCGCCUCCAGUCUGCACAACCGGGGGUCGCCACCGGUGCCGGGGCUGAGCCGGCAGCCCAGCCUGGGGCCCUCGCCCCCGCCCUUCCCGGGCAGCCGGGGCGCGGGGUCGGCCGCGUCCCUCCGGCAGCCGGGCCCCGGCUCUGCGCCCGCCUUCUCGGGCCGCCCGCCGCUGCCGCCCACCCCGGGCCGGCCGGCGGAGGACAAGCCGCCGCCCCCACCGCCGCCCCCCGCCGGGCACCGGCCGCCCGCCGCCCGGGAGCCGUCUCUGCCGCCGCCGCCGCCGCAGAACAGCAAACCGCCCGUGCCCGCUGCCCCCCGGCCCACCCUCGGCGCCCCGGCACCCCCGCUGCCCCCCGGCAGACCGGGGCCACCCCCGGUCCCGCCCGCCCCCGCCGGCGGAGAUGAGAUGCCGCGGCUGCCGCAGAGGAACAUCUCGCUGGGGUCGUGCCCGACGCCCGGCGGGGGACGCUCCGGACCUCUGCCCCCGCCGCCCGGAGAGAGACCGCCACCGCCCGUCAGAGACCCCCCCGGCCGCUCAGGCCCGCUCCCGCCACCUCCUCCCAUAAGCAGGAAUGGAAGCACUUCCAGGGCUUUGCCCUCUACUCCCCAGCUGCCUUCCCGGGCAGGGCUGGACAGCCAGAGAGGUGGAGCACGACCUCCGCUUCCCCCCGACCGGCCGGGCUCGGCAGCGCCGCCACCACCACCGCCACCCUCAGCUGUCAGAAACGGCUUCCAGGACCCAGGGGACGAUGAAUGGGAAAGCAGAUUUUCUUUUCAUCCAAUAUCUGAUUUGCCACCUCCAGAGCCAUAUGUACCCAUGAACAGAAGUUAUCCCAGUAAAGUAGCAAGAAAUGACAGUAGAGGUGGGUCUGUCCGAAAAGAAAGAGGUGCCCCCCCGCUGCCGCCUAUACCAAGGUGAAAUGGGUUCUGGCCCAUCUCUGGGUGACAUCUGUUCUCAAGUUUCCCUCGAGUCAGCUCUCCUGUCCACAUGACUGGAAAGUUGUCUGUCUUGAUUGAUUUCCACUUUUGGCUUGUCAGCUGGAACAAACUUCAGUCUCUAUUACAGGAGUAAUAGAUGUGGCUUAUGGACUAUAGUUGCUCAAAGCUAUGAAUUUUAUUCGCUUAAACUGCAGGCAUUUUUUGGACCCUACAGAACAUUCGUGCAUCAUGCUUACUGUGUCCAACCCCAUCCCCUGGAGAGCUCCGUGGGAGGUCUGGCUACAAACCUGAAAGAGCUUGAACAAAGCUGUUUCAUUCACUUUGGGUGCAGUAGCUGUAUUAUUUUAAUGAAAAAGUAUUUGAUGUUUAAAAAAACAGUUGCUGGGUAAAAAGUGUAGCCAAGAGUCCCCUGGAUCCUUCUUUGCAUGCCUAACUCAGCCUAUCUGCUUCUGCAAGCCAUAGACCUACUACAUGGUGACAAAGAAUUCAUCUUAAACUUCUUCACUUCAGCUUAGUCAAGCAAAUCUUAAACAAUGCACAGCACAUCCUGCCUCAAGGAUGGAGUGUCUCUGGCCUUGUUUUUAUAUGCAGAGAAUCUUCCAAAGAAAAGCACAAGUGAAGAAUUCAUCAGCAUAAAAAAAUAUAUAUUUUUUUAACCCUCUUUCCUAUUUUUUUAAUAGUGUUGUGUGUUCUGUGACCUCAUUCUCUCCUACUCUUAUGUGGACCAACCCACAUCAUGUCACCCGUGCCCUGGAUUGCUGUAAUGCCCUCUGCCUGAUACUGCAUGCAAAGAGUCCUCAGAAAGUAGUCUUGAGUGCCAACACAGCAAUUACUGUAGUUGCAGGCUCCCCCUGUAAAGCAUCACUAAUGCCAGUGCUCCACAGACUGCUUUCCAAUUGUUUCUUUGGUACAGCUAAAUGUUGGGGUUUUACUUAAAAAGCUUCUUGGCACUUAGGUCACAAGUCUUAGAGAGUUUGUGUUUGACUUCCAUUAUGCUAGAGCAGCCGAGAUCAAAAUAUUCCUCAGUGAAAGCCCUUUGAUGUGAGGGGGGUCCAGGGUUUGUACAUUCAAGUGGGAGCAUCCAAAAUUUGCCGUCUUCACUGGUUCAAGAGAAAUGGAAAGAUUUGGUCUUCUGAAUUGGCCAUGAAGUCUGUCCUUUCAAACUGCUGAAAGGAGUCUCUACAGAGAGCUGCAUUGAUAGAAGAAACAGUAGGGUAUUCUGACAUUGUGGCAAGUGGUUAAUAUAUUUAAUGGCUUUUGAAUUUUGUGUAUGAGAAAAGAGCUCAUUGUAUGAGUGAAUUUUACAAGUGGAUCUAAGUGCAUAUAAAAUGUCUUUGGAAAUUAGAGGAAGAUUGUAGUUCUGGAUUUGAAAUAUUGGUGAAUGAUAGCUCUUUGUUAAUUGGAAGUUUAGGUCUGAAAAAUGUCCCCUCAGUCUCAUCAGCAGUACGUUUCUUCAGUGUGUUCCUUGGGAUCCCUACCCAAGCCUGUGUUAGCAGUUGUGCUUCACAGGGUGUUGCUCAAAAAAAUCCAAAAUUAAACAUAGAAACUAGUCACGUAGGUUAAGAAAAUAUUUCUCUAGCAUGGGAGACAUGAUCCUAAGAACACUCUGUGGCUAGAAUGAGGUCAGUCCUUGAAAAAAUUCCUGAGGAAUUUAGCCAAAGAGAGUCUGGACCCUGCUGAAAUGUCUGUGCAUAGGGCUUUUUGCUCUGUCUGUGAGUGUGAAGGGGCAGAUCCACUUUCUGCCUUGCAGCCUGGAUAUCACAUUGAAUGGGAUGAGACUAGAGUUGGACGUGGCCAGAUCAAAUUUAAUUUGGUCUUUUCAAUGUUUGUUUACAAAAUCUUGUUAGCUGUGAUAGUGUUUGAUUCUGUACCUGUUUUUUACAUUUUUGUAUCUAAUGACCUAUUUUAAGUUACUGUUUACGGUCUUGAACUUGCAGUUAAAUGCGCAGGCGCAGGGAUGUAUCCACAUCCAGUCGCAGGAUCACGGCUGUAAAAGUUUCUUAAACAGAUACUGGUGGGACCUCCAUGUGACAGGUGCACCUUGGGAUCAAACCUGGCACAAUGCUGAAUUUGUAUAUGUAUUUUAUGGAUGUCACUUAAAGUGCCUGUCUCUUUGGGAUAUUAUUUUGUGAAUAGAAGUCCAAAUAAGAUUUUUAGGAUAGUAACUUAAAGGAUAAAUUAUUGUAUUCAUAUUUUAAAACUGAAGCACUUAAUACCUUUCUAAGGAUCAAUAUUUUGAAUUUAAGAAUACAAUAUUUUCAGUACCUUGACCUGCCAAAUCCUUUUUAAUAUCCAAAUAGCUAUGCAGCCAAAAAAACCCCCAACUCUCCAGCAAUAUUUUGUUUAUAACUUACCUGCUUCCAACGUGACUUUUUUACUUUGCAAAGUCAAUGAAAAUGCUGCCAGUGUUCUGCUAAUUCUCUGUAUCAUUCAAAACAUCUUGUAUUUGAUCAUUUCAGCAAGAUUUUCUGAUCCAAAAUCUGGUCCACUACCAAAGACUUGGAAAACGAGCUUCAGUUUCACUUUAAAAUGUGCUGUGUAAAAGGCCCCAGUUAACAAGCCAAGAAUCCUGAGCUGCUUAGGUUUUAGCAAUUCUUUUUUAUUCUAGAAGCCUCUUCAGAAUAGAUGUUUGGCAUAUAUGUAAAAUAGCUUAAUACUGCAGAAAGGGGCAUUUUUUUUUCACAUAACAGCGUUUCCACUUACAUGUUUUGCUGUAAAAGUCCCUAGAUAUAUUCCAGAACAAUGCAGCAUUUUAUCAUUCAAUAUAUUGCUUCAUGUAGCAGUAGCUAUUUACAAUAUGAUCAGUAUUAAAGUAUUUAUUUCACUAUGAAGUGUUAAAAAAGAAUAAUACAAAACAGGUUGAAUCAAUGGUGCCUUAUGACUUUUUUAGUCAACUUUUCUGUGUCUCAGUAAAAGAAUUAAUAGACGUUACUCUUCCAGGUCCUAAAUGAAUAGUGCCAACAGUAGCAUUUUACAGUGUUUGAGCCAAGCCCUGCUGUUGUGUGCUCAAUCUGCUAACUCCAGGUGGAGCUCAGUGUGUGAAGAGGCCACUGGAUCAGUGUGUAGGUGAGGUGUAUGUGGGCACUGGUUGGCUUCACAAUCAAUUGCUGGUAUUUAGACCUGUCCCAAAACCAGUGUCUGACGCUGCUGUCCACACAGCCCAGCUGACUUCAGUGUGGUUGCAUAGGUUACGGAACUGAAUUUGAUUCGCUGCUUGCUUAUAAGAUUUGCUGGGUUUGUUUCAAUGGCAUUGUAUUAUAAACCCUCACACCUCAACCUAUCUUCUUAUGUUAUCACUGAGGCUCGCACUGCAUGACAAUGGCCACGGAUGUUCGUUUUUGUUUUAUUCAGCUCUAUAAAUAAAAUGAGAAUAACUUUUGUACCAUGUAAAAAUAAUUUCUCCUCUAUAUUUUUGGAAGAAAAGCACAUGUUAUGUUUGUUACGACUUUCUGCACCAGCCAUUGGGAGAAGAGGUCACAAUGAUGAAUGUUCAGAAUUGUUAAAGGAAAUUCAGCUUGUUUCAGGAAGUGUAUAUUUCUGUAAAUGAAAUAAAUAACAUCUCAAAGUUCUUGUUUAAAGGCCGGCAUUUCCCAACACUAAAAGAAUCAUAAGGUUUUGGGUUUUUUCUGCAAGACAGCACUGUGAAAGAAGUUCCUUAUAUUGUCACUUUAAAAACUGGGUGAUAGUUUCUCUUUGCAGCAUCAACUGUUUGCAUGACACUUGUAGAAGUAGAUCUGUCUUGGAGUGGAGGAUGAAGGAGCUAAACUGCUAUCAUUCAUCACAUUGUUGUAACACGACAAUCUUCUGUACAAAAGUAUGGAAAUAGAAAGGGUACUUUUUACCUUGGAGGUAAAGAAUGGAGUUGAGGAUCAAACUGAGAUUAUUUCAGGCAAAAUGUCAAAUGUUGAGAGACCUAGAGAGGGCCCCUUGGCCAUAGGACACCAGAAAAGAGAAGAUUGCUCAAGAAAAUAAAAACCAAUUGGCUGAAUGUUGUUACCAGUACUAAAGUAAAAAUUGUGGUAUAAAAUGUGCAUUUUGUACUUACACAUUGCAGUGGUGUGAACACCUUCGUCUCACAGCUGGGUGCAAAGAACCUGUCACAGCGGUACAUUGACUCCACGUAACACAGACUGUGUGAGCUUUAAUCUUUCAGACAGUACUCACCAGAAAAUGAGAAUCUCUUACCUAAGAUAUCCAGGAGCACUUUAAGUGCAAAUUAAUGGAAUGGUUCUUCAUGUACAUUGGAAGAAAACAGGGAUCUUAUAACCUGUAAGAUGGAUGUGUUUGGACCAUUCAGUUAAAAUCUAAACUGGAGCAUUGGCAAAGAGGGAGUAUUGGAAUAACUCAGGCAGAAGCAGGACAUGUGUGUAUGGUCUCAGUGAGUACACAGCAGGUAGGUAUGCAGAUUAAAAAAGCAAAAAUGGAAACCGCAUGUCUUAAGGGAAUAACCUUUUAUGUAUGUUGCCGUUUUGAAAUACAGUUUGUCUGUGGUAAAUAUUGCUUAGUGUAAACUAAUACAUGCAGAGGAAGACAUUUGUAAAUUUGUAUUUCUAAAGGCACACAAGAGAGAGGGAAACAUAAAACAGGCUGAGCAGAAAGUAACAUUUCUAUCAGAUGCUUAAAGUUUGAGCUUUUUAUAAAAUAUUAAUCUAGUUCUGUGAAUUUUUUUGCUUAACAUUUAUUUUGUAAGUGAUUUUGUUCUCCUUAUUUUUCUGUCCUAUACCAAAUAAAUUUUACUUUUAUUU
Sturnus vulgaris (Common starling) is the source of this 16781-nucleotide messenger RNA. It is a transcript of the gene WIPF1, whose product is annotated as WAS/WASL interacting protein family member 1. Gene Ontology annotation, biological process: actin filament-based movement. The record is from RefSeq and is a predicted model, not a curated record. Gene Ontology annotation, molecular function: actin binding. Lineage: Eukaryota; Metazoa; Chordata; Aves; Passeriformes; Sturnidae. Gene Ontology annotation, cellular component: actin filament.